CUGCAGUCCCGGCUGCAUCUCACAUAACCUGACAGCUGCCGAGCUACAGCCACGGGGGCCAGACUUUGUUUUUGUUUUUUUAUUUGUUUUUGUUUUUUAAUCGCUGUCACACGCUUGUAUUCACAACCAUUCGGCCAUUUUUCGCGACUAGAGCGCAAGCGGAGAAGUCCGAAUUUUUUUUUUUUCUCCUCGCCUUUUCUUGAUCCCCGUCGGGCUCGCGUUUUCUUGUUUUUACUGCCGGUCCAGGCUGUAACCGGCGGAACCGAGUGGGCCAUGGCCUUCCUAGGUAGCGCGGUGCGGCGGGUGGUGUCGGCGGUGCGGCCCCCUCUCUCUCCCCUGUGCCGGACGACAGCUCGGUCCUACAGCUCGGAGCCUACCAGCGAGAAAAGUGUCCCCUACGAGAAGACGCUCAAACAGCAAGACGGCGCCUCCUCUGGACCCACGAAACCUUUACCCAGAUCGGCAGAUGCCGUGGUGAUCGGAGGAGGCAGUCUGGGCUGUCAGACCAUCUACCACUUGGCGAAAAUGGGGAUGACCAACGUGGUUCUGCUGGAGAGAGACAGACUGACUGCUGGCACCACCUGGCACACUGCAGGCCUGCUGUGGCAGCUCCGUCCCAGUGAUGUUGAGGUGGAGCUCUUGGCCCACACCAGGAAUGUGAUCAGCAAAGACCUGGAGGAGGAGACGGGUCUCCACACAGGCUGGAUCCAAAAUGGGGGACUCUUCAUUGCCUCCAACAAGCAGAGGCUGGAUGAGUACAAGCGCCUCAUGUCGCUGGGUAAAGUUUAUGGAAUCGAGUCCCACGUACUGUCACCUGCGGAAACCAAGGACCUGUAUCCUCUGAUGAACGUUGAUGACCUGUAUGGAACCCUGUACGUGCCAAAAGAUGGCACCAUGGACCCAGCAGGCACCUGCACCACCCUGACCCGGGCUGCAUCCGCCAGGGGCGCCAUGGUGAUUGAGAACUGCCCUGUCACUGGCAUCCAAGUGCGGACAGAUGAUUUUGGUAUAAAGAGGGUGAAGGCGGUGGAGACCUCUCAUGGGACUAUUGAGACACCUUGUGUGGUGAACUGUGCAGGGGUGUGGGCCACCAAGCUGGGGGAAAUGGCCGGAGUCAAGGUUCCUCUCAUCGCGAUGCAUCACGCCUAUGUGGUGACAGAGAGAAUUGAAGGCAUACAGAACAUGCCGAACGUCAGGGACCACGAUGCAUCAGUGUACCUGCGCCUCCAAGGUGACGCCCUGUCGGUUGGUGGUUAUGAGCACAACCCCAUCUUCUGGGAUGACGUGUCUGAUAAGUUUGCCUUCAGCCUGUUUGACCUGGACUGGGAUGUAUUCAUGCAACAUAUCGAGGGCGCCAUAAACAGAGUUCCUGAUCUGGAGAAGACUGGGAUCAAGUCCACCGUCUGUGGACCAGAAUCCUUCACGGCAGACCAUAAGCCGCUGAUGGGAGAAGCCCCGGAGGUCAGAGGUUUCUUCCUGGGCUGUGGCUUCAACAGUGCUGGUAUGAUGUUGGGUGGCGGUUGUGGCAGAGAGCUGGCACACUGGAUCAUACAUGGCCGCCCCGAAAAGGACAUGUACGGUUACGACAUCAGGCGCUUCCACAACUCGCUGACGGACAACCAGCGCUGGAUCAGAGAGCGGAGCCACGAGUCUUAUGCUAAAAACUACUCGGUGGUGUUCCCCUUUGAUGAGCCGCUUGCCAGCCGGAACAUGAGGAAGGACCCCUUCCAUCAGGUGCUGACAGAGCAGGGCUGUGUGUUCCAGGAGAGACAUGGCUGGGAGAGACCCGGCUGGUUCAACAAAGACGGGCCUGCUCCUGUUAUAGACUAUGAUUACUAUGGUGCUUAUGACAUUAAGAAGAACACAAACUACAAAUACAACGAGUUGCUGGGCAGAGAGUACACCUUUGACUUCCCUCCGCAUCAUGACGUGAUUAAGAGCGAGUGCCUCUCAUGUAGACACGGCGUGGCCGUGUUUGACAUGUCCUACUUCGGAAAGUUCUAUCUCACCGGACCAGAUGCCAAGAAGGCGGCUGAUUGGCUGUUCACCGCUGAUGUUAACAAGAAGCCGGGCUCCACCGUGUACACCUGCAUGCUGAAUAAGAGAGGAGGGGCGGAGGCUGACCUGACAGUGAGCAGACUGGAGCCUGGUGCUGCCAACCUGCCCCUGGCACCGCAGUCCAAUGGUGAUGCAUACUACCUUGCCAUCGGAGGCGGUGUAGCAGAACACAACUGGAACCACAUUAGAACGGUUCUCCAGGACCAAGGCUUCAACUGCCAGCUGACAGACCACUCUGAGGACAUGGGGAUGAUCAGCAUCCAGGGACCCAAGAGCCGAGAGGUGCUUCAGGAGGUGCUGGACACAGACCUGAGCAACGAGGCUUUCCCAUUCUCUUCCCACAAAGUUGUCAACGCGGCAGGGCAUCAGGUGCGGGCCAUGCGUCUGUCGUUCGUCGGAGAGCUCGGCUGGGAGCUGCACAUUCCCAAAGACUCCUGCCUUCCCGUCUACAAUGCUGUCAUGGCAGCCGGCGCCAAGCACGGCAUCAUCAACUCAGGCUACAGGGCCAUCGACUCACUCAGCAUAGAGAAAGGGUACAGACACUGGCACGCUGACCUUCGCCCGGACGACACACCCUUGGAGGCGGGGCUAGCCUUCACCUGCAAACUGAAGAGUUCGAUCCCGUUCCAGGGCCGCGAUAGGCUGGAGAAACAGAAGGAGGAGGGGCUGAAGAGGCGCAUCGUCUGCUUCACCAUUGAUGAGAAAGUACCGAUGUUCGGUCUGGAGGCCGUUUUCCGUAAUGGCGUCCCCAUUGGUCACCUGCGGCGUUCUGACUAUGGCUUCUUUAUCGACAAAACCAUCGGUUAUGGAUACAUCCGCCACCCAGAUGGAGGAGUGGUGAGCGCCGAUUUCAUCAAGACGGGCGAGUUCACCCUGGAGAGGAUGGGCGUGACGUACAAGGCCAAGGCCCACCUCAAAUCUCCAUUUGACCCCGAGAAUAAACGCGUGAAGGGCAUCUAUGCUUGAGGAAGACCGAACAUGUGAAAGCGACAUCCAGGCGCCGCUGUUUUAGUCCAAACUUCUCCAUGAAAUACUGUGUAGGUGUCUCAAAUGUAGAUAUUUUUAUUCAUAUUCUAUCUGUGGUUUAAUGGAAAUGGAGGAGACGCGAUUUGAAACGUAGAUGAUCUAAAAUCUCUGUCAGCAUGUCAAGGAGGAGCUGAUCACAACCUGACGUGGAUGUGUUGUUGUUCAGCUCUACGUUUCUCUACCAAUCUCGAGUUUUGGGAGUAACCGUGUUCCUCUGGGAACAUUACCAUCGCUAGUAUUACUGUGAAAACAAAUUGAAUCUGUGAAGUGCUGUAUCGUAGGCCACUGGACUUUUUUCAGUUUCUUAAAGACGUUUCAACCCCCUCAUCCAAGAGGCUUCUCCAGGCUUUUAAACUGUAUGGGUGUGUCCUCACAGGGUGGUCAGGGACAGGGUCGUCAACUGAGAGGUGAAACAUCUUCAAGCAACUGAAAAAGUCCAGUGGCCUACCAUACACCUCUUAUAACUACCAUGACCUGGAUGGCCGAGAACCUUCAUCAACAAAUUGAAUCUCAUCUCCAAUAAUGAAAGACUUCACACUAGCGCACCAGGGUGGACUGAAAAGACCCAUUCAAGCUCAAGAUCAGGCUAACUUUGAUAAGUUUACCCUUCCCUAGAUUGAUCUCAAGGAGUCAGAUAACAGCACAUGGUUUGUUCUUUCAUCUCGAUAAAUAGAAAACAUAACCAUACAACCUCUGUUCAUGUCGAGCCAUCAAAAGUCAAAUCAUACCAACUCCGAAUGGGGCCUCAUUCUGUCCAUGUCAUGGGGGAUUACAAGAGUUGAGGAGGCCUCCAAUAAGUUAACGGUGCUAAGCUUUAAAGGAGACGUAUUAUGCUCAUUUUCAGGUUCAGAAUUUUAUUUUGGGCUACUGCUAGAAUAGGUC
Acanthopagrus latus (yellowfin seabream) is the source of this 3966-nucleotide messenger RNA. RefSeq names its product sarcosine dehydrogenase (gene sardh). The transcript is spliced from 22 exons. Gene Ontology annotation, molecular function: protein binding; oxidoreductase activity. NCBI's taxonomy places the organism in Eukaryota, Metazoa, Chordata, Actinopteri, Spariformes, Sparidae. The coding region runs from base 274 to 3024 and encodes 916 amino acids. The record is from RefSeq and is a predicted model, not a curated record. Gene Ontology annotation, cellular component: mitochondrion.